Messenger RNA from Pneumocystis carinii B80, 1422 nucleotides. RefSeq lists its product as hypothetical. Bases 49 to 1377 code for a protein of 442 amino acids. The record is from RefSeq and is a predicted model, not a curated record. Gene Ontology annotation, molecular function: Hsp70 protein binding; ribosome binding. Gene Ontology annotation, biological process: regulation of translational fidelity; 'de novo' cotranslational protein folding. The transcript is spliced from 5 exons. Gene Ontology annotation, cellular component: cytosol. Lineage: Eukaryota; Fungi; Ascomycota; Pneumocystomycetes; Pneumocystales; Pneumocystaceae.
UUGAGAUUCACGUGACCCAAGGAACCGCCUGGAGCCAGAGAAGAAGAUAUGGGGACGAGUAAUGAAGGUAUUGAGGGGAAAGAGGAGGGGAAAGAGGGAGAACAGAAUGGAAUCUGGAUAUUUAAAGGAAUUGAAGGGAUUAGCAGAUGGGAAAUCCGUAAAAUUGAGGGAGUUGGAGGACAUUUUUUGGCAUACGCAGAGAAGAGAUUGAAUAAAGAGAUAUUAGAUACAGGGUUAUUGGAGAGGAGAAGUAUUGUAAAGGAAGUAGUUGAGGAGGAGGAGGAGGAGGAGGAGGAGGAGGAGGAGGAAGAUCAGGAGUUACUUCGUAGUGACCCGAAGGAAUGGAAACAACAGGACCAUUAUGCAGUACUUGGAUUAUCUAAACGUCGUUAUAGGGCGACAUUAGAAGAAAUCAAGCAAGCAUACCGACAAAAAGUGUUGAAACAUCAUCCGGAUAAAAAAGCAGGGCAAGGAGAUCUGAAUGAUGAUUCUUUUUUCAAGUGUAUUCAAAAGGCAAUGGAAAUCUUGUCAGAUCCAGUAAAAAGACGACAAUAUGAUUCAGUUGAUGAAAAGGCGAAUAUUUAUUUACCAAUGAAAAAAGAUGAUAUAAAGGAUUUUUAUAAACAAUGGAAUGAAAUAUUUGAGAGUGAAGCAAGAUUUUCAAAUCAACAACCAGUUCCUAGUCUUGGAAAUGAAGAAUCGACGAGAGAAGAGGUGGAAAAGUUUUACAAUUUUUGGUAUAAUUUUGAUUCAUGGAGGUCUUUUGAAUAUUUAGAUAAAGAUAUUCCUGAUGAUUCAUAUAAUCGGAAUAAUAAACGAUAUCAAGAGCGUAAAAACAAAGCGGACAGAACAAGACGGAAGACAGAAGAUACAGCACGCCUUCGAGCAUUAAUAGAUACAUGUUUAAGCUUAGAUCCACGUAUUAAAAAAUUCAAACAACAAGAAAAAGAAGCGAAAGCAGCCAAAAAGCAAGAAUCUAGAACGAAUGCCCAAGAAACAAAUGAAAAGUUAAUGAAAGAGGAAGAAGAAAGGAAGAAAAAAGAAGAAACGGACGAACGAUUACGAAAAGAAGAGAAAAAGGCCAAAGAAAUACAAAAAAAAGCUAUGAAAAAGCAUAAAAAGAUUAUUAAACAAUCUUUAAAAACAGCAAAUUACUUUUAUACGGGAGAAGAUAUUCCAUUGGAUGUAAUCGAUAACGUAUUAGCUGAUGCUGAAUUAAUAUUACAAAAAAUUCCUUUGGAACAAAUGACAUUUACAAAGGCAUUAGAAGAAACAACUCAGGCAGAAGAUAUUCAUGCCAUAUUUAAAGCAUGUGUUAAAAAACUUAUAGAAGAAAAAGUAAUUGAGAUAUCUGAUCUCAAAAUAUUAUCUAUUUAAAUAUAUCAUUAAACGUUUUUAUAAAAAAGAAUAAUAAAAUCCAUA